AUGGAACAUGUUGACAGUGAUGAAAGUGAUGAAAGUGAUGAAAGUGAUGAAAGUGAUGAAAGUGGUGCGGUAGUGGUGCAGCCCGUUGGUCUGAUUUGGUCUGCAAACUUCUUUUGCACCGUGCAGCGCACCUGUACUUCAAGGCCGCUCCAGCUCCCACGCCUGUGGCUCUUGCGCCUCCGAGAGUUCCCCAACUCCGGCCAAACGUGCUCCCGUUUGAGGAUCCGCGUGGCCCCGGCGCAGGGCUUGGUCGUUGUAUGUCGCGGUGAUGUUGGCCUUCUUGCCUUCUACUUUCCAGAUCGCGAGGAGGAGUGGGACAGGCUCUGCACCGCCGGCUUCCUGGGCAACUUCUACCCUCUGGAGGAUCCCUUGCGGCUGGAAGCCCCAAAGACAGGGCGCAGCCACACCUUCACCAACGCAGAGGCAGCCUUCCAGGCGCUGAAGUUCUGGGACCGGGCCGAGGAGUUCGAGAAGCUGACGGGCUCGCAAGCCUUCAGCAAGAAGAAGGGCCUGCAAGGCUUGGAGGACUUCACAUACGGAGGCUUCGGCAGCAACUGGUCUGGCAUGCUCCACGUCCUCCGGGCCAAGUUCAGACCUGGAACGGCGAUGUCCCAACGGCUGCAACUCACUGGUGAGGCCUACCUGCUGGAGCACAACGCCAGGGCUGGGCGCGACAAGAUCUGGUCGGACAACAGCAGCGGCGAUGGUUUGAACUGGCUGGGCUUGCAGCUGAUGCUCGUGCGGGAAGAGCACAGAGCAGCCACGCCAUGGACGGACUGGAUUCAGGAGCACGUGAACCUGGCCAACGGGCAAGUCGACCAGGCAUGGCAAGACUCCGUUGCGAUGGCAGUUUCUGCCCUGGACCAAGCUCUAGCUUCAGCCCGGCAGGAGAAUCAGGGCGCGUCCGCGCGCUCAAACUAG
Messenger RNA from Symbiodinium natans, 921 nucleotides. Lineage: Eukaryota; Dinophyceae; Suessiales; Symbiodiniaceae. The record is from the annotation of a GenBank genome assembly.